UUUGAGGGCCACCAUCCUGCAGGUUUUUUUCUCUGCUCCACGCACCUAUUUUGAAUCAACGAGUGAAGGAAUCUGCAGAACACGAAGAGGCGCUACACAGCGUMAUUUCGCGGGGACGGGAGCGAGUGAGAGGCUGGCAGGUUGCAGGCUUCUUCAGCGGUAACAGUUUAGAAUGAGGUUUUGUUGUAAAAACUGAACAGCUGACAGCAUUCUGGUUCAGACCCCCCCAGACCUCAGGAGGCCAGGAUCAAACCAACACAYCAGACCAGGGAUGCAUGUCCAGCUGUAGGAAGGAUCACCUCUCUCUGCAGGGAAUCGAGGACGAUCUGGUCCAGCUAAAUCGGUGCAGAAAUGAACGAGGAAGGAGUUGAGAAUCAGCUCCCCCCUGGCACUGAGCCAGGGGUGGUGGGAGACACCGGACCCAACAUAAACGCCAAGGAGACUCAGGAGACAGCAGGGGAAGCACCUGCACCCUUAGAUGACCCGAAGGAGACGCCGGGUGUAAGUCCAAACCCCGAGGACGACAACCCCGCAGCAACGGAGAUCAAAGAUGAAGUUAAAUCUACUGCUGGUGAACCGGGUAUGGACUGGUUCGAGCCGCUCGAGGAUGACGAUGACCCCGACACCGAAAGCCUGGCAGGRGAAACCGAGAGCGUUGCAGGCAGCGAGAGAGCCAUGAAAAAGAUAUACAUGCUUCAAAGUCAUCGCCGCAAGCGAUCGCAUCCCGACGAAGGAUGGGAGGAUUGUCCUGUGCUCGGAGAAGGUUGGAAACGCAAAGAGGUGGUUCGACGCUCGGGCUCAAGCAUUGGUCAGAAAGACGUGUAUUACCUCGGUCCUUGUGGUGAACGAGUGAGGAGCAGAGUAGAACUGACCACGGUGCUCCAGGGACAGCUUGACUUGACCAGCUUUGAUUAUAAGUCGGGCAAGUUUUACGACGGAGACGCCCCCCCCGUGAGAGUUCGAAACAGGGUAAAGAGAAAGUACCGAGAGCGUUCCUCCUCCGAGUCCAGUUGGAUGGAGAGAGGAGACGGGGCGGAGACUCCUGACUCCUACCACAGGCUCACCCCAACUCCCGGGCCCAAAACCUCCCAGCAGAACCAAACCAACGUUUACACGAACAAUGUGACGGGAGCGUAUCAGCAGGGCUCUCACGCUGAGGAGUCGCUGGCGGAGGAGAAAAUCCGGCUACCGCCCCCGUCGUCAUCUCGGACGCUCCCACUGCCAUCAAUAAAGGGAGAGUUUGGAUCAGAAGACAGUAUUCUGGAUUGUGCCAGAUGUGGAAGCACUUUUUCAGGUACAUGGUACGACAAACAAAGAAAGAGGCCCUGCUGUCCCACCUGCUGGGCGUUGUCAAAGGCGAAAGUGCACCCCAUGAUCCGUUUCAGAAAGUGGAUUCCUUGUGGUCAGUGUGUGGGAUGUCACAACUCUGUGAACUGUGGGCAGUGUGCCAACUGCAAGCAUGGGCUGCAGAGCCCCGAAGCCAAGAAGCGCCUGUGCCGGAAACGCAGAUGCAUGUGUCCCAUUCGUAAGGACCCUGAAAGCAAGUUUCUKAGUCAGAUGCCUUACGACGACUGUCCUGAAAUGUACGACGACAACUCAAACUUUCAGAAUGAAAUCACGGACUCUCAGCAGCCAAGUCUUAAAAGCAGCGACACAGAGAACUUCUCAGUCAACAUGGACCUUAAUGCGGACUUAAGUGCAGACUUCAAUAUGGACCUCGAUGAGGACGAAAUGUCAACUGAUGAUGACGAUGAUUGGCAUAAGAAGCGGAAGCGGCGUUCCUGUGGAGAAUGUAAAGCCUGUCUGUGCAGGAAAGACUGCGGCACGUGUGAUUUCUGUAUAGACAAACCCAAAUUUGGAGGCAGCAACAAAAAGAGGCAGAAAUGUCGCUUACGGCAGUGUCAGCGGCAGGCGAUGAGACAUUUGCUGCCCUUCCAGAUGGGGGAGAUUGAGCAUGGGCCAGAUGGAACAUUACCAGGCAGACCCAAACCUCAGUACACAUACAGUCGGAAGUCCAGUUUCAAGAAAAACAGAGGACCAAACACGAGCUUGGAUUUGACCGACAAUGAAGAUGAUGAGAUUAAUUUACAAGCACUGAACCACUCCGAUUAUGGGAUGCGGAACGGACUGCCAGAUCGAGCUCCUCACAUCAGCAAUCACAACUACUCUCAACCAAGCCACCAAAGUCAAUGGGAUGCAGAAAGAUCUCAUACAGGCAGAAAUGCAUCAGGAGUUGAAGAAAACGAGGAAGACUUUCCUAUGAUCACGCAGAUCUUCAGUUUGGCUGACAACCCAAAUGAGAGCAGUGUAGACAACGAAAACCAGCUGAUGAAACUGCUCCACACCCUACGCUUGACCAUAAUGCCGAUCCUGUGGUACGCCAUCAUGGUGGAGGGCCCGCAGCUGCAGCUCACCCAGUGUUCCAAGCAGUCCAGCAUGGCCGACACCGUAGUGCUGAUCAACCCCGGCUUCUACUAUUACGUCACUGUCCAAAAGCAGCCGCUGCUCCCCACCCACCCGGUCUACGACAAAUUCCCGAGYCGCCUAACCACGGCGACGGAGGUGGUCAAUCUGCUGUUGGCCCUGGAGAGGUACGAAGUCUGCCGUGGACUCCCUCCAAAGGAAGCCAUGCUUCAGGGAGGCCCGAUCGUACUGGAGCGGGCGUCAACGUGUGAGUUCUUGGUCACAAACAAAGAGACGGUCUGUGCCAACUGCAGAGCUCUGAAAAGACUUUAAAUGUACCGCUGGAAAAAUGAAAAGUGACCCUAACAGAGACCACCAAUAUUUCUGCUGUUUUUCACAGUCCCGAUAAUUUAUAAUAUGACAUUUAACAGAUUUACCUCUGGGCUGUGAUAAGAUUUGCCUAUCUCAAAGAUUGCCAAAGGAAUUCCAGGAGCUGGAUGAAUAUAUUUAGCCUUUUCUUUUCCUCCAGAUGUUUUAUUGCACUGGCGUUUCUGCGUUCCUUUAGUCUGCCCUUUGGUUUAUGUGCUGUUGGUUGAUCUAGUUUUUUAUAUAUAAGGAGUGGUUUUCAUCCCUCCACCGUUAUUACAUCUCUGAGUAACAUUCUCCUUACUUUAUGCUGUGUUAUGUUUUGGUCUUUCGUAAUAAAUGUCCCAUUUUUGUUGCACCAAA
Austrofundulus limnaeus is the source of this 3132-nucleotide messenger RNA. It is a transcript of the gene mbd1b, whose product is annotated as methyl-CpG binding domain protein 1b. The transcript is spliced from 17 exons. Gene Ontology annotation, cellular component: nucleus. Bases 352 to 2736 code for a protein of 794 amino acids. NCBI's taxonomy places the organism in Eukaryota, Metazoa, Chordata, Actinopteri, Cyprinodontiformes, Rivulidae. The record is from RefSeq and is a predicted model, not a curated record. Gene Ontology annotation, biological process: negative regulation of transcription by RNA polymerase II; DNA methylation-dependent constitutive heterochromatin formation. Gene Ontology annotation, molecular function: methyl-CpG binding; zinc ion binding.